Penicillium chermesinum is the source of this 678-nucleotide messenger RNA. RefSeq lists its product as uncharacterized. The record is from RefSeq and is a predicted model, not a curated record. Bases 1 to 678 code for a protein of 225 amino acids. The transcript is spliced from 2 exons. NCBI's taxonomy places the organism in Eukaryota, Fungi, Ascomycota, Eurotiomycetes, Eurotiales, Aspergillaceae.
AUGAUUGGCAGCCUGUUCUUCAUCUUCAACCGUAUGGUGGAGAUCGUCUUCCUGAUCCCCAUCAUUGGAAUGAUGGUGAGUCCUACCCACGAUCUGAGAUCCUCCCUAGCCUACUUCGUCAACGGCUACCUCGAUGCCAAUAUCCUCACCCCGCCGUACAUUCUGGUCCUUUUCAUCGUCAGCGUAAUCGCUGUGUUCUGGGCCCUAGAUACGCUGAUCCGCUUCUCCUCAACAAAGCGAUCACCCCUCUUCGUCGCCUUCGUCGACCUGUGCUUCAUGGGUGCUUUUAUCGCAGGCGUCUACGAACUGCGUUUCAUCGCGAACGCGAACUGCUCCCACUGGGAUGGCGGCUCGGUCUGGGUCUCGCUUGGCCCAUUCGGCGCAUACGGCGCGCGCAUCGAUAAUGACCUGCACUUGUCUAUCAACAAAACGUGCUCGAUGCUGAAGGCAAAUUUUGCGAUUGGCAUUAUGGAAAUCAUCUUCUUCUCGUGGACGGCCUUCUGGGCGCUUUUCCUGCAUUCGCGGGGCGAGCGCGAGGUUGUUGUGAAAGAGACUGUGCGUCGACGCAGCCAUAGUUCCCGACGGGGCACUCGAGCUCAGGGCAUCAUCGUCACAGGAGCUCGAGUCGCAGUCGUCCACACUAUGUGGUGUAGACGCGCGUUUGUUAAGACGGGGUAG